AUGGCGGUCAAAUCAAACAAAGGAAAGAAGAUAAAGGAUAAAGUAUCCAAAUCAACAACAUCCUCAUCAUCUAAAAUAAAAUCAAAAUCAAAAUCAUCUCAAAAAGCUCAAUCGAAAUCAACAAAGAUAAAAAUUCAAAAAUUAAACUCAGACUUACUGGAAUUUAAUGAAAUAACAAAAUUACUAGGAAAUGAUGAUAAGGCAACUACUAAUAAAGAUGUUAAAGUAUUAGAUGCAAAACAAAUAAAUGAAGAUCUUCAAAAAGAUCAAGAAAAUAAGUUAAAGAAUAAAAAAGCAGAAAAUGAUUUAAAUAAACAAUUGGAAUUAUUAACUGAAAUGGGAUUAUAG
Messenger RNA from Hemisphaericaspora subhashii, 348 nucleotides. RefSeq lists its product as uncharacterized. The record is from RefSeq and is a predicted model, not a curated record. The coding region runs from base 1 to 348 and encodes 115 amino acids. NCBI's taxonomy places the organism in Eukaryota, Fungi, Ascomycota, Pichiomycetes, Serinales, Debaryomycetaceae. The transcript has a single exon.